Molecule: messenger RNA, 1463 nt
Organism: Salarias fasciatus (jewelled blenny)
Lineage: Eukaryota; Metazoa; Chordata; Actinopteri; Blenniiformes; Blenniidae
Product: transmembrane protein 233
Exons: 3
Coding region: 168-500 (110 amino acids)
Cellular component (GO): membrane
Source: RefSeq, a predicted model, not a curated record
GAGAAUUAGACCCAACGGACAGCAUCUGAACGAGCCGCAAAGCAAACUUUACUGCCAAUCUUUGGACUUUUACUCCUAGUGUUGGAUUUCCAUCUAACUUUGUGGCUCCUGGCAGCUUUUUGAAGACCUUUUUAUUCUUAUUUGGGGACUUUUCACCUCUGUUUUCAAUGACACUGGCAAUGCUAAAUCCACAGGUGAAAAGCUCCCUGAGCGGGAGCAGAUUUUUAGAUGCGGGCCCGACGGAGGAGCAGGAACCUCCACCUCCGCUCCGCAGUUAUCUCUGUUUGACGAUUUUUACGUGCUUUUGCCCGGCGUACCCCGUCAACAUCGUGGCUCUGGUCUUCUCCAUCAUGUCUAGAAACAGUUACUAUCAAGGGGACUUCGACGGGUCCAGGCGGUUGGGGAAGAACGCUCUCUAUGUGGCUCUUGCGUCGAUCGUCAUCGGCCUCCUCAUCAUCGCCACCACCUGUAUCAUUCAUUUUACCACCAUGGAUUUCUAGUGCCGUGGGAGUGAAGAACGGAUGAAGAACAGGAAAACAGAGACUUGAGCAGAAACCUCUGGAUGGUGACGGCUGUUGGCUCGAACAUCUGCCAGUGGAAGGAAUUUGGCUCGACUCAUGUUUACUUCAGCCUGUUCAUGAUUUCCUUUAUUUUCUAUGGACACUUUUAAUAAUUUCAUUAACAAUUUACACGAAAAAGGCAGCUCUGAACAGCUGUGUAUGGAUCUUAUGGCUUCCACAGCAAAUCCUGGUACUGGAAAUCACUGCAGCGGUGGAAUGUGGAAGAUGUUAACCUGACGGUGACCUGUCCUGGUCAAUAUAACAAUGGGAACAAAGGGAAGUCAGGUGUUAAACAGUUCAAACCCACAAGGCCACUAAACAGUGCACCUUAAGAAACACAGAAGAUUCAUUCUCACUCAAAUUAUUGUGCAACAUAAUUUAUUUGCUGUGUUGUAAAAACUCUCGACGCAGGUUUGAAUCUGGAAGAAAAAAAGAAAAAACUAAAUUCUGACAUUACAGUAUUUAAGUUUUAUGUAACUUUCGUUUAACCUUAUCAAAGCUCUGGUUACAGCUGUGGUUUAUGUACGUUAUUCCUACGUGUGUUGGUUCAUUAGAAGAUCAUGGUAUAAGUCAUCUAUGUGGUUUAGGAAAUCCAGCAUCACGACCCCCACUAGAGGUCAUGUGAUGAGAAAUGUUUUGCCAGGGUUUGUUGUUGUUGUUGGCUGUUAGUUUUGCCAGAUUUAGCAUAUAUUCAGAAUGUGGAGGAAUUAAAAUAACAAUAUAAUUGCUUUUUUUUGAAAUAUCUAUUAUAUUCAUGACAAACAAGUCACUGUUCUGUAAUAAAGCUUUUUGGAGGUUUGUCUGGAAACAUUGGAAUUGUGUGCCAUGGUAAAUUAGGCUCAAUUUAGGUCUAAAUCCAUUCAUAAUCUAUAAAUAAUCCCUUGCUGUAUAUUCAGCUUGUGC